AUGAACAAGCUUGUCUGUUUAGUAUUAAUGGUCCUUCUUGGGCUUUCUAUGGCUGAAGAAAUUAAAAAGGAUUCCUCUUCCAGUUAUGGUGCUGCUCCACCACCACCACCAGGUUUUGGUCCACCAGGAUUUGGUCCACCAGGUUUUGGACCACCAUUUGGUGCACCACCAUUGUUUCCACCAUUCCCAUUCUUUCCAAGACCUUUCUUUGAUACCUAUUAUUGUAGUGUUCAAGCAACAUUCCCAUUAGCUGUUGAAAAACACAAUCACAUUGGAGAUGAUGUACCAUCAGGAGGAUAUGGUUCUUCUGGACCACAAGGAUACGGAUCUUCACAACCACAAGGAUAUGGAGCUCCAUUCCCAAGAAAACAUAGACAUUUACAUGUCAUGAGACAAGCUUGUCGUUAUAGCGCUGCUACCUCAUGGAGAUCAUGUAACCAAUGUUGCCAAAUUGCUUCACAUGGAUUGACAACUUCUUCUGAUAGAAUUGUUGGAGCUCUCUUCUACUUUGAUCCUGUUGCUAAACACAACCAUGGACAUGGCCCAAGUGGAGGAUCAUCAUAUGGUGGCGCUGCUCCUCCAGAAGAAGGAUCAAAAUUUGUUCAAUGCGUCUGUUGCGCUCCAAGAGUUUUUUAA
Molecule: messenger RNA, 636 nt
Organism: Strongyloides ratti
Lineage: Eukaryota; Metazoa; Nematoda; Chromadorea; Rhabditida; Strongyloididae
Exons: 2
Coding region: 1-636 (211 amino acids)
Source: RefSeq, a predicted model, not a curated record